GUGUGGGCAGGAAGAGAGCGCGCGGUGGCCACUCCACGAACACAGACAUUGCACAAGGUUCAAAAAGCGGUGGAGCUCAACAUGUCACAUUUCUAAUGCUGGGUCACGGUCGGAACCCAUCUUACUCUCACACUGAACUUGCGAAUUUGGGCUGAAAACUGCGUCCAGAGGCACAACGGCGUCGCUGCCUUCGGUUUGAAAUACAGCAGGGCUGCUAGCGGACGGGGAGCGCUUUCGAGAGGAAUCAGAGACGAGAGAGGGCUGUUUUCAGAACCAUGAGAGAAUACAAAGUAGUGGUGCUCGGAUCCGGCGGAGUUGGAAAAUCCGCAUUGACUGUGCAAUUCGUAACUGGAUCUUUUAUAGAGAAAUAUGAUCCCACGAUAGAGGAUUUCUACCGAAAGGAGAUCGAGGUGGACUCAUCUCCUUCCGUUCUGGAGAUACUGGACACGGCGGGGACCGAGCAGUUUGCCUCCAUGAGAGACCUGUACAUAAAAAACGGGCAGGGCUUCAUCCUAGUCUACAGCUUGGUCAACCAACAAAGCUUCCAAGACAUCAAACCAAUGAGGGAUCAGAUCAUUCGGGUGAAACGGAACGAGAGGGUGCCGAUGAUUCUGGUCGGGAAUAAAGUGGACCUGGAGGGCGAGAGGGAGGUCUCGUCCGGGGAGGGGAAAGCGCUUGCGGAUGAGUGGAAUUGCCCGUUUAUGGAAACUUCAGCCAAAAAUAAAGGCUCGGUGGACGAACUGUUUGCAGAGAUUGUCAGACAGAUGAACUAUGCUUCAGCACCAGGUGGAGACGACCAGUGCUGCUCGUCCUGUGUUAUUAUUUAAAAGGGGAAUCUGAGUGAGAGAAAAAAAAUCGUUUUUUUUUUAAAGUUUGCAAAUGGUUGUGUUGCAGGGAGGCUGUACUGUUGAGUUCUUCUUCGUGGCUCACCCUGGUCUUGGACAGAAUGAGGGGAGGAAUUCCACAGGGGAGGAGGGGAGUGGCCUUGCAGGGAGGGCUGGGGCCACUCUUCAGGAAUUCCACUCAGCUGGUGUUUCUUUGCAGCAAACUCAAUGUACACCAUUGAUGUCAACAUAAAUGGCAGAUCUAGAGAUCAGCUGAGUUAGAAACCCCGGUCUCUUGCACAUUCAACUGUAACACAUCCCCAACAGCAAAGACUUUGAGACUGGGACCUGAAACGCUAUGGAUAUUUCUUUUUUGAAAAGUGGAGAUGACUAGAAAUGUAUAUUUUAUUAAUUGCUGCACACUUGUUGUUUUUUUGGGGGGAGUUGAGUGACAUUUCUCCCACCCUCAUGGAGUCAUGUUCUGUGGCCACAACACACAAAGUUGAUGUUUUUCAAAGUCAAUGAUGUAAGAAUUGGACAGCAUUUUUGUGGAGUGUUAUGACGAGUGUCACUCACUUUUUUUUUUUUCUCUCCUUCAACGUGUGCGAGGACCUUACUUUAGUGACGGACGGACGGCGACCCGACCACCCUCGCAUCGAGUGCCUUUCCAAAUAAAUCAGCUGUUCAAAUUCAGUGCCAACCAGAGUGUCUCCACAAGAAACCCACAACAUGGCAAUCCACAAAGUUCCUAACUGCUCUGGAUAAUCUCUUGAGGGUGGGAGAAGAAGAAACAAUGAAACAAAAAGCCUUUUGAUAAAGGAAUGGUGGUUGUCUUUUUCAUUUUGGCCUUUUGAAAACUAAGUUUUUUUUUUUUUGUUGUUGCAAUUUCUCUCAUGGGUUUGGCCAAAUGUACAUUGAAAUACACAGGUACUGGAACCACUUGACCUAACCACACCAAACGCUUCUUCCAGACCACUUACAUCAAAUGAGUUCUAUGUUUGUUUUUAAAAGAAAAUGUGAUGUACCAUUGAAAAAAAUCUAACCCGAUUGUAAGUUUAAUUUCAGACCUUUUAACAGCUGUCUGUUUUGUUUUCAAAAUACUUUUAAUACAAAUUGCAUUUUUCUAAGACA
Messenger RNA from Oncorhynchus mykiss (rainbow trout), 1955 nucleotides. RefSeq names its product ras-related protein Rap-2b. Gene Ontology annotation, molecular function: GTPase activity; GTP binding. Gene Ontology annotation, biological process: Rap protein signal transduction. Gene Ontology annotation, cellular component: membrane. NCBI's taxonomy places the organism in Eukaryota, Metazoa, Chordata, Actinopteri, Salmoniformes, Salmonidae. The record is from RefSeq and is a predicted model, not a curated record.